ACCCUCGGAGCUCCGAGGGGACCCCUCUCUUUGCGGCCGGCCUCGAUCGGCUGCUCAGCACCCCGGCCCUGGCCCUAGCUCGGGAGAGGAUCAUGCAUGACGCUGGAAGCCAGCAGUGAUGGAGCCACCUCAGAGGUUUCUAACCCCGAAAAAGACAUGGAGCCAAAUGCAGAGGCUAGGGACUGAGUCAGGACCUGAGGCCAAGGCCAAGUUCCUGGGUCCAAGCCCAGUUCUGGAUCGGGGAAUGAGGCCGAGGCUGGCCCUUUGGACUUCGGAGUGGCCACAAAAAGGGAAUUUAAAGAGGUGUUGCAAGAGAGCCUGGAUACAGGGCUGGCUCAGAGACGGGCUGGGGGCGGGGCUAAGAGGCAGCGGGGCGUGGCAAGCGCCGGGGUGGAGCCAAUGCGAGGGGGCGUGGCGAACGGGCAGGGGUCUGGAGCAUCUCAAGCGGUGAAACAGACGCCCGGGAAUGAUCUUUCUGCAGGCUCUCGAAUCCGAGACCCGGGUGCUGAGGAGAGCUCCUUGGGCAGGUCACAGAUCGAGAGGGAGUCGGUACACGAGAUCGACGCCGGGGAGACGGCGCUGGAGGAGGGACUGCGCGUGGCGUCCCCGGAGCGCGGCAAGAGGGUGGCCCGGCUGCUAGAGCACUUCUGUUCGCAGCUGGUAAGAGACAGCACCCGGGGGAUCAAAGUGACACUACUCACCAGGGACGACCAGUUGGGGCCCCAGGAGCUGAAGAAAUUCCGCCUAAUCACCAAGCAGAACAAAGGAGCUCGGAGGGCCUCCGGCGUCUUCUCGCAGCUGCCCGGGGAGGCCGUAUGGAAGGCUGGCGGCGACCUGGCACGCCUCCCUCCUGCUGUCGCCCUCCUUGCAGCGCGACAGGAGACACCAUCCCAGGAGUGGCCGCCCUACUGGCCGAGUGGGAGUAACCUGCGCCUCCUGGCGGCCAAAGGCCUGGAGUGGCGCGUGGACAGCCGCGCGCGCGCGCGCGGGCUCACGCUGUGCGCGCGCCCUUUCCGCAUCCCUCUCCGCGGCGACAGCACGUGUCGCUACCUCCGCAUCGACGCCUUCAGCAGCGACGUUGCGCGAAGGCCGAGCCGGCUUCUGUAGCAUCUGCAGCUCCGGAGCCCUUUCAGCCUCAGCAUCGUGUGCCCGCUCUGCCCGGCGCCCCAGUUGUGGUCACAGGUGGCUGACUUCCUCCAGGCUCGCUGGGGGCUCGCGCUGGUCAAGGGUUAUACUGAACAGUACUUGCUGGAAGCCGACGACUAA
Messenger RNA from Budorcas taxicolor (takin), 1266 nucleotides. It is a transcript of the gene NAT16, whose product is annotated as N-acetyltransferase 16 (putative). The record is from RefSeq and is a predicted model, not a curated record. NCBI's taxonomy places the organism in Eukaryota, Metazoa, Chordata, Mammalia, Artiodactyla, Bovidae.